UUUUCACCUCCUCGCCAUGGUCCAUUGAGAAUAAUAUCGGUCCUUCCUGGACUAGGGCAUGAACGUGCAGAGUUGUCAGUCGUUUGCAGCGGAGGGGACAGACGUGAAUGGCAGCAGCUGGGGUGCAGACAUGCACCACGUAGAUGAGCUGAUACGCUUCGGACAGCCUGCUCUGUAUGGGGACGGAGAGUGAGAGCAUGCUGCAUCUCGCAGCAGAGGCUUUCAAGUCGAAAAACUUCGACCUGGCCGCGGACAUCUACGAGUGCCAGCUGGCGUGUCUCGGAGAUCCGCAGAGCCGGCGGGAGCUGAUGGUGAAGCGGGCUGACGCGCUCGCGUUCGGGGGGAAAUUCACGGAAGCGUUUGAUGUGUACCGGCAAGCCUCGGAGAUAGAGAGGCUGAGACCCACUCACCUGGCCAACCUCAUAGAGUACCUGUCGGGUACUAUACGGAGGCAAGACGAGGGUGAGAGGCAACGGGGCAACCCGUGUAGGGCAAAGGAGGCAGGUGCAACUGUAUGCCCGAGAGCGGGUGCCACAGGUUGCGGGUAUGAAGACUUCUCCUGCCGGAUAUGCCUGAGCUUUCUGUUCGAGCCGGUGACUCUGACGUGCGGUCACUGCUUUUGUAAAAAGUGUCUGGAGAGGGAGAGGAAAGAGAAAGAGCGACCGGUGGUGUGUAAGGAGUGUAAGAAUGUCUCAGCAGUGAGCGACAGCCUAGGUCUCAGGGUGAAUGUGGUCCUCAGCAACCUGCUGGCCAAGUGGUUCCCCACCCAGUACCAGGCCGGCCAGCUGAGGCGGGAGGGCAACGCACUGUACGCCGAGAAAAAGAUGGAAGCUGCCCUGGAGAAGUAUAACCAAGCAAUACUCGCAGCACCAACAGACCACAUACUGUUUAGUAACCGCUCCCAGAUCCACUCGAGCCUGAAACGACACGAAAAGGCUCUGAUGGACGCUGAGAUGGCCUGUAGACUGAUGCCUCACUGGUCCAAGGGUCACGUUCGCAAGGGCCAGGCCCUGGUGUCAUUGGGCAGGAGUGAGGAGGCUCUAAGAGAGUACCUAGUGUGUCUGUCCAUAGAGCCUGACUGUAAACUUGCUAAGACUGAGGCUUACAAGAUCCUGAGUGAUCUGCUGGCUCCAGUCAGAGAUCAGGUCCCUGAACACAUCUCUGACUACACCAAUAUACUGUCUUCCAGAGCACACAUCAAAAACAGCAUCGGUGCUCCCUUCCAUACCCUUAGUCCCGGAUCACUGUCUCCAGAGUCUUAUCUUACCUCGACUCUCCCUGCACCAGAGAGGUCACCAAAGGAGAAUCAAAGCAAAUGUCAGGGGAGGACAGAGGUCGGGAGGUUUGACCAGUGCUUCCUUACCAAACGGAAACGAAGGAUUUCAGAAGAGGAGGCAAAGGUGGAACUUCAGGGGAAGAACAACGAUCACAAGAGAUCCAAAUCUGAGCCAAACGAGGAGCCGGAAUAUUUGAGCUCUGUGGAUGACGACCUCUUUGACCCCGCAGAUCUGGAGUGUCCUCUUUGUAUGAGACUGUUCUAUGAACCAGUGACAACACCGUGUGGGCACACUUUCUGUCUUCAGUGUUUGGAGAGAUGUCUGGACCAUAACCCAAAGUGUCCCCUUUGUAAAGAGGAUAUGUCUGAGUAUCUGGUCCAGAGGAAAUACUGUAAGACGGUAAUAACUGAGAACCUGAUAUCGAAGUAUCUUCCCUCUGAGCUCAUGGAAAGACAGAAAAUCCACCUGGAGGAAAUGGCUGAGCUCUCCAAUCUUAACAAGAAUGUGCCUAUAUUCGUGUGCACCAUGGCCUUCCCUACUGUGCCAUGCCCUCUCCAUAUCUUCGAGCCCUGCUACAGACUGAUGAUUCGCCGAUGCAUGGAGACGGGUACCAACUGCUUUGGCAUGUGUCUGGGAGAUGACCUCAAAGGGUUUGCCGACUACGGGUGCCUACUGGAGAUCCGCGAUGUCAAGUUCUUCUCCGACGGCCGCUCGGUUGUGGACACGAUAGGCAAACGGAGGUUUAAAGUAAUUCAGCACAGCGAGAGGGACGGCUACAACACAGCUGACAUAGAGUACCUGGAAGAUGUUAAGGUGGAGGGCGUAGCAGAGCGCGAGCUGCAGUGUCUGCAUGACGUGGUGUACGAGCAGGCCGUGUAUUGGGUCAACUCUCUGAAAGCUGAGCAGAAAGCUCGCAUUGAAGGCCACUUCGGACCAAUGCCUGACAAAGACUCUGAACUUCAGGCCAGCCCUAACGGUCCCUCGUGGUGUUGGUGGUUACUAGCAGUUCUUCCUUUAGAGGGCCGAGCUCAGCUACCGUUCCUCGCCCUCACGUCUCUGAGAAACCGUCUCAGCGGCAUCCGCAAGGUGCUGCUCUUCAUGUCGCAGAACAGGAGCCGGUGACGCGCGCGGCUGACCCUAAAGCAGCAGUUGACCUGCUGUUCUUCCUUUUUGAUGCACAAAGAACUGACGCUGAAGGCGUCGCACCUUCCCCGUUCCCCGCCGAUGUCAUCCAAGCAUCAACAGCAAACUUUAACUAAGCAACAGUUGAGAUAACUUGGAUCUGAAUGAAUAACAGACGCCUUCCGUCAUCACUUUCACAGAGCAGCAGUCCUGGCAGACCCACAAACUCGAGCUGUGUUCAGACAGAUCGGGGAGUCUGGCAUCACAAUUGUCUGUUUAAAACCAUCAGUCGUCACGCUGUUACAUCACUGUAGUUUGUUGAUCAUAUGCACAUGCUAGGUGUACUUUUUUGGUUUGUUUUUUUUGUGUAUAAGAAAAAGCUGCUGUGCUGCGAUCUCUUAAUCUGCCCAGAUUGCUACUCUCACCUUUCUGUCUGUCUGCCAUGUUUGCAGUUCUCUGCUCUUCCUUUUGCCACACUUUGCAGUUUGGUCAGAGCGUCUUCUAAAAAGAUUUGUCAGAAAAACCCAAUACGAGUGUCAUAUAUGUGCUUCCUGUCUGAACAUCGCCUACAGAGCAAAGACAAAUGAUCCUCCCAACGAAACAGCCUGCAAAUCAAAUCAUAGCUGGACAUGGCGAGUCAUUUAACCGACCAUGUUUGUCUUUAAGUGUACAAAUGAAGAAAGAUAAAACCUUAAUAUGAAUAUGAAAAAUGUACUCUCCCUACAUAAUAUACUCUGUUUACUUCAACUACUCUCUUACCACCUUUAGUGUAUCUUGCAAUAAUUAGUCCAUCAGCUCUUCCGUCUUUCCUUCAUGGCUCCUCCCUUCUUCCUCUCUCAUUCAAACGAAUAACAAGAGAAUCAGCUUUUACGUUGGUGUGCUUUAAAAGCUUUUUGUUCUUGUUUUAUUCAUUUUUUUGUAUGUUUUGACAUUGAUUUCCGUUAUUUAUUCAUAGUUUUUAUUUAUGCAUGCAGUGACGUUGUUUACAUUUCACAAAAAGAGAGCUGCUCACGUUC
Molecule: messenger RNA, 3415 nt
Organism: Maylandia zebra (zebra mbuna)
Lineage: Eukaryota; Metazoa; Chordata; Actinopteri; Cichliformes; Cichlidae
Product: LON peptidase N-terminal domain and RING finger protein 3
Molecular function (GO): ubiquitin protein ligase activity; protein binding
Source: RefSeq, a predicted model, not a curated record